CAGUCAGUGACCGUAUGGGAUUGUAGUAGGAGUGCGGCUGCGCGCGUUAAAAAUAUCUCUCCGCUACCGCCGAUUAAUUAAAAAGAAAAAGAACACAAAGUGGUCUAUUAAAAAAGUUCUUUUAAAAAGUGAAAAGUUGCCAGUAACAUUGUGCGCUUUUUUAAAACGAGUUUUAAUUUUCUAAUUGUUAUUUUGCUGUGGAUUCGCGGAAUAGCUAUCGUGUGUUGUAUUGUUUGUGACUUCGAUGUUGUAUGCUUAGGAGGAUGUUAUUAUUCCCGCACACACCUUCUAGGAAAGAAUUUUGAACUUUAAUGGGAUUCACGUACUGGAGGGUGUCGUCGGUGUGAUGGUGCGGGUGUUCACGGUGCUAUUGCUGGCAACACUGUGCCGAGCCGCCACUCUUGACUCCGAGCUCGGCGUCGGGAAAGCCAUUAACAUAUUUAUGAGAUAUGGAUACCUCAGCAUCUGCAUGCGAGUCGUGCCGCGUAACGACACGGAAGGCUGGGUGUUCCGCGAGCCCACAGUCAGCGUGUUCCGCGACGUGGACCGCUUCACCGUCGCGCCCAAGCCACGACACGCCAAGACACUCUUCGACGGAGACUUCCACAUGGAGUUCUGCGAUAACCUGAAGCAGUUGCUGCAGGCCUACUUCAGGGACUUUAGCUUCGAGAGACUGGAGCGGCCGUGGCGCGCGUUCACGGCGGGCUGGCCGACGGACAUCAUGGCUCGCAACCUCGGCAUCAACUCCUCCUUCAUCACAGGCGACCACUGCUACGUGCUCGUCAGGGUUUCCAGGUUCCGAGAAACAGGAAAACUGAGUGAUCUCCCGCCAAACAUAGAUGUGGAGGAUGUGGUGUUCGACGCCAUACAAGAGUCGAACAUAGGAGACACAGUGUCCAUAGCAGACUUCAUCAGGAAAUAUGGGUCGCAUUAUAUCGCGUCCUAUGUUACUGGGAAUUCCCUUUAUCAGGUAUUUGUGUUUUCCCGUGGCGUGUACUCUCGCAUCAAGGAGCGAGUGAAGUCACGGGGUGUAACCGACAUACCCCCGGCGGAGAUGGCCAACUUCUUCUCUCCGUUCUUCGCUGAGCACGUUGGGGCCGUCAAGGUGGCCAGUGGUAACAAAACAGUGGAGAAUUGGGCGAUGAAAAGGCUCAGGGUCCAUUACUACAUAUUCUCGUACCCAAGCCUUCUCAAGCUGCACGGAGAGCCAACCUUACUCCGUAACUUGGACGUGUUGCUAGGCAACGAGGCGUUACUCCAAUUGGAACUGAAAACAUUGUCCCCAGCGUUCAAAGACGCUAAGAAGAAGAAGUGGUUCGAGGAAGUGAUAGACAAUUACUUGAAGUUAUGGGAGAGUAACAUGUGAUGAGUAUUUUAGACGAAUUUAUUUGAUUAUUAAAAAGUUAUUAAUUUCCGUGAAAUUGUGAGGUAGUAUUAUAAAAAAAAAACAUAUUUUUACAUUAACAAUGGUUAAACAGAAAGCUCGGAGAGGUGUGGGUAAUUUGGUCAUCUUGCGAUGGAUGUACCUUGGAUUACCCCAAUUGCAAUAUACCAUAUACGCUUGAGCUUAUGGCGUGUUAUGACAGGGUAGCUCAAAAAUGAAAGAGUUAGAAACGCCGACAUUUCGGCCGAUUCGAUUGUUUAAAUCUAUUAAUUUGUAAUGGUGCUAAUUUUCCAAAUAAAAUAUUAAGUUGACAGAAAUAAACAUGGUCGCGAUUUUACGGAAGUUAUGCUAGAGUCGCCAUUUUGAAAUUCCAUAGUUUCUUUUAGAAUAUAUUUAUAUUUAGAUAAUUUGGAAACUAUCAACUGAAUCUAAGGUGCUAUAAACAUACAGCCUUGUUGAAAAUGACUUUUAUCUUAUCGUUUAUAGUUUAAUAUGCAUUUAUUUUGACGUAUGGAAAAUUCAUGCAUGUUUAAAGAUAGUGUAAGUACAAAAUCGAUCACUUUUUAUACAUAAUGUUAUGAUUGGUUUAAUUAAAUAGAAGUAUUGUAUCUUCGUAUAAAUUCAGGCAGAAAAAUACGCCUUAGAUAGGAACAAAAUGUGAUCAACUACGAAAAAUAGUGAAUACAAUCUACUUAUUGCUAAUUUUAAGUUAUAGAAAAUAUAUUUUUACAAAAUUAUUCUAUGAUAUGUAUUAUGUAGAUUAUAUUUAUACAAUUUAAAUGGAAGUGCCUUGAAAGGGUAGCUCAAAUAGAAUAUGAAUGUUUAUUUAUUUUCAGUUUGAAAAGUUUACAACGCCAUCUCUGGGCGGUUUGUGGAAUUUUCUCAACUUAUAGAUCAUUCAGUAUUGUGCAAUAACAAUAUAAUUUACGUGUCUAUGUACAACGUAAUGCGGGAUCAAACUUGAACUUGAGAAUGCAUUUACAAUUAAUAAUAAAUAAGUAUUAGAUAAAUGAUGUAAAUAUUUUCUAGAAAGUAAAUCCAUAAAAGCUGAAAAUAAAACUGUUUUAUGACUA
Messenger RNA from Pectinophora gossypiella (pink bollworm), 2457 nucleotides. RefSeq names its product torso-like protein (gene tsl). The record is from RefSeq and is a predicted model, not a curated record. The transcript is spliced from 7 exons. Lineage: Eukaryota; Metazoa; Arthropoda; Insecta; Lepidoptera; Gelechiidae. Bases 347 to 1366 code for a protein of 339 amino acids.